Molecule: messenger RNA, 768 nt
Organism: Microtus ochrogaster (prairie vole)
Lineage: Eukaryota; Metazoa; Chordata; Mammalia; Rodentia; Cricetidae
Product: keratin-associated protein 4-12-like
Exons: 2
Coding region: 1-768 (255 amino acids)
Cellular component (GO): keratin filament
Source: RefSeq, a predicted model, not a curated record
AUGGUCAGCUCCUGUUGUGGCUCUGUCUGCUCUGAGGAGGGCUGUGGCCAAGGCUGCUGCCAACCCAGCUGCUGUAGGCCCACCUGCUGCAGGCCCAUCUGCUGUGUGUCCAGCUGCUGCAGACCCAGCUGCUGCCUCCCCAGCUGCUGCCGCCCCAGCUGCUGCAGACCCAGCUGCUGCAUUUCUAGCUGCUGCAGGCCUUCCUGCUGCCGCCCCAGCUGCUGUGUGUCCAGCUGCUGCCGCCCCAGUUGCUGCAUUUCCAGCUGCUGCAGGCCUUCCUGCUGCCGCCCCUGUUGUUGCCGUCCCAGCUGCUGUGUGUCCAGCUGCUGCCGCCCCACCUGCUGUGUAUCCAGCUGCUGCAGACCCCAGUGCUGCAGACCCCAGUGCUGCAUCUCCCUCUGCUGCCGCCCCACUUGCUGCGUCAGCUCCUGUUGUGGCUCCCUCUGCUCUGAGGAGGAUUGUGGCCAAGGCUGCUGUCAGCCCAGCUGCUGCCGUCCCAGCUGCUGUGUGUCCAGCUGCUGCCGCCCCUGCUGCAGCCCCUGCUGCCAGCCCUGCUGCCGCCCCUGCUGCCAGCCCUGCUGCCGCCCCUGCUGCAGCCCCUGCUGCAGCCCCUGCUGCCAGCCCUGCUGCCGCCCCUGCUGCCGUCCCUGCUGCUGCCUGCGUCCAGUCUGCGGUCAGGUCUGCUGCCAGACCACUUGCUACCGCCCCACCUGUGUCAUCUCCACCUGCCCCCGCCCCAUGUGCUGUGCCACCCCUUGCUGCUGCUGA